AUAAAAUGGAUAUUGAGUGGUUUGCAACGGGAGUUGGUGCAGUUGUUGUUUUGUAUAUUCUUUAUCAUUUCAUCAGAAUAACUUUGAAUAUACUGGGCCCAUAUGUCUUCUGUCAACCAAUUGAUUUGAAAAAGAAAGCUGGAGCUUCAUGGGCAGUGGUUACUGGAGCAACUGAUGGAAUUGGAAAAUCUUAUUCAUUUGAGUUGGCUAAACGUGGAUUCAACGUUUACAUAGUUUCUCGUACCCAAUCAAAACUUGAACAUACGAAGAAGGAGAUUUUGGAAGUACACCCAGAUAUUGAAGUUCGUUUUGCAACUUUUGACUUCACAAAUCCUUCUGUCAGUGACUAUGAAAAGCUUCUGAGCAAGUUGAAUGAAGUAUCAAUCGGAAUUUUGAUUAACAAUGUUGGCAUGUUUUUUGACUAUCCAGAGAUGUUGCAUAAAAUAAAUGGAGGAAUUGAUUCAAUUGCAAAUGUUACAAUUAUCAAUACAUUGCCAGCAACUUUGCUCUCUGCUGGUAUUCUUCCACAAAUGGUGCCUCGAAAAGCUGGAAUUAUCGUCAAUAUUGGAUCAGUUGCAGGAUUAGCUACAAUGGCUGAAUGGUCGGUCUAUUCUGCUACCAAGAAAUACGUUGAAUGGAUCACAGGAUGUCUUCAAAAGGAAUAUGGACACCAAGGAAUUAUUUUCCAAGCUAUCACCCCAGCAAUGGUUGCAACAAAAAUGGCUGGAAACCCGAAUACGUCGUUCUUCACCCCUGACAGUGACACGUUUGCCAAGUCAGCUCUGAACACAAUUGGGCAUGCAUCUCAAACAACUGGAUACAUUACUCAUCAAAUUGAAUGCGAAAUGCUGAAAUUGCUUCCAGAUUUUGUUAUCGACAGAUCCAUUAAGCAAACAAGUGCUCAGCUCCGUGAGGCUCUGGCAAAGAAUGAAAAUAAGCCUUUGAUGUAGAUGUGGUUGAAACUUUAUUAAAUUUAUUGUAUUAUUUACAAUGAAUUUUUUGAUUUCCAAA
Messenger RNA from Caenorhabditis elegans, 1011 nucleotides. It is a transcript of the gene stdh-1, whose product is annotated as Putative steroid dehydrogenase 1. Bases 6 to 950 code for a protein of 314 amino acids. The record is from RefSeq and is marked reviewed. NCBI's taxonomy places the organism in Eukaryota, Metazoa, Nematoda, Chromadorea, Rhabditida, Rhabditidae. The transcript is spliced from 4 exons.